Molecule: messenger RNA, 1898 nt
Organism: Musa acuminata AAA Group (dessert banana)
Lineage: Eukaryota; Viridiplantae; Streptophyta; Magnoliopsida; Zingiberales; Musaceae
Exons: 2
Coding region: 586-1518 (310 amino acids)
Source: RefSeq, a predicted model, not a curated record
UUCGCCAUCUCAUUUCGGUAUUACUUCGGCCCGGGCCAAUCGUUAGGGUUUAUGAUCUGGGUCUGGGAGAGCCGUUUGGUACCUGUCCGGUUCGCAAUUUGGGUUAGUUUGAGUAAACCACUCAUUGUUGCUAUUAGACCAAACAAGAGAGAUUGAUCGCAGAGCACUGCGGUGGUGUCCGACCAUUCGGUGGGGGACACGGCGUGCUCCGAGUGCAGCCUCUCCAUACCGUCAUUUCCAAAGCCAAAGGAUGCCCAGGCGGAGUUCCUCUCCUCUUCCCUCAGCCAGUGGCAGAGCCUCGGUACAAAACCUGACCGCCACCCUCUUUCUCGCCGUCAAGACGAUCGCCACGACCAUAGCCAACAGGCCCCCCCCUUACCUUUCCAAUCCCUUAUUCAAUUUCCCUACUCCAACCUGAUGCAUUUGUUUGAUUGGUUGGAUUCACCAAGUGGAACCUUGAUUGACUGCCAGGUUUGUAAGAAACCAUAAAAGACGAAUUCAGCAUUGGUUCUAUCACAGAGCAAAGUUCAUCAACAAGUUCCUGUAGUUGCCUGAAUACUCUGCCUGUUAUUUAUCGAGGAGAGGAUGGAAGAAUGCACUACCAAUCCUGCAGAUAGAAUGCCGAACAAGCAUUCACUGGAUAUCACAUUGGAGGAAUUGGUACGGACGAGAGAGGAGAUCAAGAGAGCUCGGGAAAGUGCGGUGGAAUCCUGGAUAGACUCCAUGCCCUCCAUUGAUGAGCUCGAAAGUUCUAGAUCUGUCCUCUCAAGAACCAGAAACAGAGUUACCAUGUACACCACAGCCAUUGCAUCGCUCUGCUCCCUGCUCAACUCCACUGGCAGAAGCAUCAGACAUAAACAAGCAGAGGAGAGCAACUCUAAGAUGGCAGCUGCAGAGAUGCGUCAAGAAGCCCACAGGAGACGUGAGGAUAUGGAGAGCCUGAAGGUGGAGAUGGAAGAGAUGGGUGCAUCUAGGAACAAGGUAAAGAUGAAGCUUCAAAUCAAAAGCCAGUUGCUGAAAGCCUUGCAACUUAAGUUGAGAGCGAUUGACAUGGAGAUGGAAGCAGUAAAUGAAUCAGUGGAUGCCACUCUGCAUCAAGCAAAACAUCUGAGAGCGGAUCACAAGAUGAUAGCUCUCUCACAUGAAGAAUACAAUGUGAUGUGCAGGAGAAUGGAGGAAGAGGCUGCAGCAGCAAGUUCUCAGAUUGUAUGGUGGGAUGGCAAGCGUCGUGCAGCAGCAGAUAGAAAGGCUAAUGCAUUGCAACGACUGCAGGCUCUUCAAAGAGAGAGGGAAAUAUCAGGAGGCAUGUCGAAAGAAGCACACUUAGAAGCAGAUAAGAAAACCAAAACCAAAGCUUCUCCACUGCAAGGGAAGCUGAAAGAGACUGAAGGAUACUACCAGCACCUGAGAAGGAGAGCAAGAAGGCAAAGCAGUGAGAAGGAGGUGAGGAAGAAGCAAUCGAUUCUUCAAAAAACUCGAAGAUUCAUCAUGCGGAAGCUAAAGUGGUUCUUCAACUGAUGACAAUGAAUAAGCAUCUUUUGUCAUGUAGAUUUCACGUGGUGUAUCAGUGUAACUAUCAGAAGUAUUCAGAUACGUACACAGAAACUACAACAAAUAUGAAACUUCUUGGCAUCUUAAUGUUGCUUAGCAUAACAUGGUUGGCAGAUCCAAAAUAUGAAGGAAACUAAUGCUUUAGAUGGUGAUGUACUUAUGGAAAGAAAUGAUUGGUUCCUCCAGGAGAGACAUACAUUUAUUUAUCUCCAUUGAUAUCUUUUUCUUAAUGUUUUGGUUGGUAUAAAAUGGUAUAUCACAACACAAAAUGGUGUAUACAACAGUAUUAUAGUGUAGAUGCAGCAUGUUUCAUGUAACCGGUCACUGACACUUGGAUUCAUCUUCAA